CUCCCUCCCUCCCGGCCUAGGCCCCUGGCCUCGCUCCUCCCCUUUUACUUUCCUUUCCCGGGGCCGGAGCGGCGAGAUUACUGCAGUUAUAGAAAUGUCACUGAACAACUGCAUCUAGGUUUCACAUUGGGCUUUUCAUCCUAUGAAGCAUAGUUAUGGUACACAAUGCAGGUCCAAUAGCAUGAAGGACAGUUGAUGUUUGACCUGAAUUCAACUCCAAUCCUGAUUUCACACUGCAAAUCUCCAGUUGCUUGAAGAUGAGACUAGAAGGCUUGGCAUAUGGUUAUCUUAAGAAUGGCAGGUGAGCCAUAUGCUAAUAUAAAAAUUAUCCAACAAGUACCCUCAGGAACAAGUCCUCCAUCAUUCAUUAACUUGCUGAAAAUACAUCGAGAACAUUUAGUCACCAGUAUCCGAAACACCCAGUGUUUGAUUGACAACUUGAUUAAGAAUGAAUACUUCUCAAAUGAAGACGCUGAGAUUGCUGCACAGUUUCCAACUCAAACAGAUAAGGUUCGUAAAAUUCUGGAUCUGGUUCAAAGCAAGGGAGAAGAAGUUUCAGAAUACUUCAUCUAUACCCUGCAGAAAGUCACUGAUGCUUAUCAUGAGCUUCAGCCCUGGUUGGAUGAAAUAAGGUUUCAGCCUUCUGAGAAUAUUCAGAGUAAAUUGGUUGUAAAUACAGAUCCAGUUAGCAGGUACCGUCAGAAACUCAAGUAUGAAUUGGGAAGAGACACAAAGUUUGUCAUGUCAUAUGCUCAGAAGGAGGAGAUGCUGCUGGAGGAAAUCUACUCUGAUAAUAUCAUGGAGCUGGUCAGUUAUGCCAAUGAGAGUCUUGGCAAUGUGAACUGCUUAGAAGCCCUGUUUGAUGAUAAAACUGGGCUGAUUAAUGAAGAUGGAGAGACCAUCUGUGUCUUUGGUGAUGCAGGAAUUGGAAAAUCCAUUUUGCUGCAAAAAAUGCAAAGUCUUUGGGCCCGAGGAGAGUUGGAUGUUGGUGCCAAAUAUUUUUUCCGGUUCCGGUGCAGGAUGUUUAGCUGCUUUAAGGAGAAUGAAACUAUCAGUCUGAAAGAUCUUCUGUUCAAAUACAACUGUUACCCAGACCAGGACCAAGAGGAGGUAUUCAACCACAUCCUGCAGUUCCCUCACGCAGUCCUCUUCACGUUUGAUGGGUUUGAUGAGAUCUAUUCUGACUUUGACGUAAACAGCAUUCCUGAGAUCUGCUCACCCAGUGAACCUAUCCACCCACUCGCCCUGUUGGUGAGUCUUCUUAGAGGAAAGCUUUUGAAAGGAUCAAGGAAAAUUCUCACAGCAAGGACUGGGACUGAGGUCCAUCAAAACAUUAUUAGGAAGAAAGUAUUGCUCCGAGGCUUCUCCAGCAAAAACUUGAAGGCAUACACUAAGAUGUUUUUCAAAGAUGAGGGGCGCCAAACAUUGGUACUGAAUCAUCUAGAAGCUAACCCCAAUCUCUGUAGUUUGUGUUCAGUACCUUUGUUUUGUUGGAUUAUUUUUAAAUGCUAUGAACAUUUGCAUUCCAUGUUUGACAUCCAUGAGCUUCCAGAUUACUCUGUUACAUUGACGGAUGUGUUUUUGCUCAUGACUGAAGUCCACUUGAACCGAACUCUGAAAACAGAUUUGCUGAAGAAGAACACCAGGAGCCAAGUGGAGACAUUCAGGUCAAAAAAGGAAACCCUGCUGUCUUUGGGUAGAAUAGCCUAUCAGGGAAUGGAGAAGUCUCUCUUUGUCUUUGAGCAUGAGGAGGUCAUGGCUGUGAACGUAUUGGAAGAGGAUUUGCAGUUGGGAUUCCUCAGGACAGUUCACAACUAUGCAGGCUGUGGAGACCAGUCCUCUUAUGAGUUCCUACACUUGACCCUCCAGUCUUUUUUCACAGCUUUUUUCCUAAUCACUGAAGAGAAAGUGGGUACAAAAGAGUUAUUGAAGUUUUUUAAUGAAUGCUCCACCCUCGAGACUACCCAAUUUACCUGCCUCCCUAUUCCAUGGUUCAAUAAUCGGCCAAUAAGAGAAGAUCCUUUCCGAAACAAUGAACACUUUCACUUCACCAACCUUUUCCUCUGUGGUCUGCUUUCCAAAGCUAGACAGAAGAUCUUGAGACAUUUAGUCUCACCUAUGGCCAUUAAGAGGAAAAGAAAUGCUCUUUUAACAUAUCUCUCAGAAAGCAUGAAAUCUCAUAUGAAGGGCCUGACACGAUCGAGGCUUGCAAACUAUAAGCAAGUUCAGGUUACACCCAAUUUUGUUUGGAUGCUGCGGUGCAUUUAUGAGACUCAAAGUGAAAAAGUGGGGAAGCUGGCUGCUAAAGACAUGCGAGCCAAUUACAUCAAACUCACUUACUGCAAUGCCUAUUCAGCUGACUGCAGUGCCAUUUCCUUCAUUGUGCAUCAUUUCCAAAAGCAUCUAGCUCUCGAUCUAGACAACAACAACAUCAAUGACUAUGGAGUUAGACAACUGCUUCCUUGCUUUAGCAAGCUUCUGGUGAUCAGGCUGAGUGUUAAUCAGAUCACAGAUCAUGGAGUAAGAGUGCUGUACGAAGAACUCUCCAAGUACAAGAUUGUGUCUUACUUGGGCCUGUACAACAACCAAAUUACAGAUGUUGGAGCCAAAUAUGUUGCAAAACUCAUUGAAGAAUGCCCAAGCCUCACAUAUGUUAAAAUAGGAGCAAACAAAAUAACCACCGAAGGAGGGAAAAGUCUUGCCCUUGCUAUCCAGAAGAGCAAAACAAUGUUUGAAAUCGGAAUGUGGGGCAAUCAAAUUGGAGAUGAAGGAGCUAAAACUUUUGCUGAUGCGCUCAGGAAUCAUCCUACUUUAACAAACGUGAGUCUUGCAUUCAAUGGCAUUACAACUGAGGGAGGCAAAAGCAUUGCUGAAGCUAUGCAGCACAACAACACUGUGAGGAUAUUUUGGUUGACUAAAAAUGACUUGGAUGACGAGGCUGCAGAGAGCUUUGCAGAGAUGGUGAAAGUCAACAAGAAGCUAGCACAUUUGUGGCUUAUCCAGAAUCGAAUUACAGUCAAAGGGGCCCAGUAUCUCUGUGAAGCUCUCCAGGAGAACACUGCCAUUAAAGAGAUCUGUUUAAACGGGAACUUGAUAAACCAGGAAGAGGCCAAAGCCUUUGAAAAUGAAGAGCGGAUUGUUUGCUUUUGAGCGACCACCUUCCAGUUUGGACAAGCUCAGUGUUACAAAUGCUGCUUCAGCCCUUGGACAGUAGAGCUUCCAUGGCCUCUAUCUGUACUGGGGGCAAGUGUUGAGCUGCAGCCCAGGAGAGAGAGAUGUGCGAUUCACUGGCUUCCCAUGAACACAUUGUGCUUCCCCCCACCAGCCCCCACUGAAGUGCCUGCCUAUUACUCUAUACUUCUGCUGAGUGCAAAGUUGCCUUAAUUACUAAUGAAUGCAUGGUGUUUGAAGAGAAAAUGCUAAGUGUUAUCAGCCUCCACCCACUGGCAGAUCUUUGUAUAUUGAUAAAUAGAUGUAUUCUGUACACAGGUGUAAAUAACACUAACUUAUUUAUAUUUAUAUACACAAUAAAGGGAGAAGGAGCUUGUGAAAAAUCCAAAA
Gavialis gangeticus (Gharial) is the source of this 3561-nucleotide messenger RNA. It is a transcript of the gene NOD1, whose product is annotated as nucleotide binding oligomerization domain containing 1. Gene Ontology annotation, biological process: regulation of apoptotic process. The record is from RefSeq and is a predicted model, not a curated record. The transcript is spliced from 13 exons. NCBI's taxonomy places the organism in Eukaryota, Metazoa, Chordata, Crocodylia, Gavialidae. Bases 280 to 3150 code for a protein of 956 amino acids. Gene Ontology annotation, molecular function: protein binding.